This is a messenger RNA of Acanthaster planci (crown-of-thorns starfish), 1422 nucleotides long. RefSeq lists its product as uncharacterized. Lineage: Eukaryota; Metazoa; Echinodermata; Asteroidea; Valvatida; Acanthasteridae. The record is from RefSeq and is a predicted model, not a curated record.
UGCAAUCUGAGGCAGUUUCAGAUAACUUUAACAAAUUUUAUUUUUUAGCAAAUGGUUUGCCAAAAUUAUUUCAUUUAGCAAACAAUUUCACCUGAAAUAUGAAUCAUCAAUUGAGGCCCAUGAGGAUAGAUACACCAUACAGAUACAGGCAACACUACCUAAGACGUAAAGUGGGAAUCUGACGUUCCUUUUGUUCUUGCAGCCCUGAACAGACAAUUUGGUCUGCUGUUACACACUUGUUGCUCAUUCCUGGAGAGAAAGAGAGAAAACACUUCACCGAACCACAUUUUGGUCACCACCACAUCAAGAAUCACCCCCAAUUCCCAUCAACUGUACUAAAAGACACUGCUUGAGUUGCACAGCAAACAAAUUGCCACAAGAAAAAAGACAAAAAUGGAUGAUCUGGUAAAAGGAAACAGAGAGAUAAUUUAUGACUUCUUCAUAAGCUCUUGCCCCUUGGGCUGCAUUUGGCCCAAAAAUGAUGCCCGUUUGAUAGUCAAAGUAGGUGAUGAAUGUAAAAUUUAUCGCAAAACAGGUAACGAACAUGCCGAGGCAAAAUUUCUAGAGGAGUUGGAAGAAGCAAUGAAUGAUGAUCAAAAAGAAUUCACUCUGUAUGGAAAUUACUCUCCAUGUGAUUCUUGUUCAAGCAAAAUCUUAGAAUUUUUAGGCAAACACAUCGACGUGACAUUCAACAUUCGAUUUGCCCACCUGUACAUCAGACUGGCUUAUGAACAAGCGAUCCACAUAGAAUUAAACAACUUGGACCAGCACGAACACAUUAAUCUGAGAGCAAUGAGGGGGCAGGAUUGGAUAGAAAUAGUACGACUUAUUUCUAUUAAAGAAAACUUUAAUGCAUGGGAGACAGAAUGGCAGAAUGUGCAACAGCAUCUACAAGAGUGGGCAACAACAAAGCAACGCAUUAUCGGUUCACAAACUGACUGGAACAAUGAAUUAGGUAUGUUUGUCACAGCAAAAUGGAACAAACGCAUACCUCAGCUACAAGCUGUAGAUAACGAGUUGCCCCUUCAUGAUGAUGAAAACUGGGUAAACAAUCAAGUGGGACAUAAGGACCACAAUGAUGCAAUGCAACUUCUCCACAACUGUGGUGAGAACAGCCUUAACACUGUGCUAGAAAACAUUGACCAUGACAACGAAACGGGAUAUGCUUUCCUGUUACAUGUGCUUCAAAUCUUAGGACAUGAUGAAGCAGGACAUGAUGAAGCAGGACAUGAUGAAGCAGGACAUGAUGAAGCAGGACAUGAUGAAGCAGGACAUGAUGAAGCAGGACAUGAUGAAGCAGGACAUGAUGAAGUGGGACAAACAAAACUGCUGCGAAAGCGCAUUGUUGCAGACUAUACAGCGCAAAAAGAACUGGAGUACAUAUUGCAAGGGCAAAAUCAAGGAGCAAAUCAGGCUCAAGCU